Messenger RNA from Triplophysa dalaica, 1202 nucleotides. It is a transcript of the gene mreg, whose product is annotated as melanoregulin. The coding region runs from base 210 to 914 and encodes 234 amino acids. Gene Ontology annotation, biological process: melanosome transport. The transcript is spliced from 6 exons. The record is from RefSeq and is a predicted model, not a curated record. NCBI's taxonomy places the organism in Eukaryota, Metazoa, Chordata, Actinopteri, Cypriniformes, Nemacheilidae. Gene Ontology annotation, cellular component: melanosome.
CAGAAGCGUUUCAGUCGCUCUCCGGAUCCCAAAAGAUUCUUCAUAUGUGAGUGGACACGGUGUCAUGUAUAGCGUUUUAGUGGAUGUCACUGAAAUUUGCUUGGAGAGAAUGAUGUGGUCUCUAACACUCAUCUGGUGAACAUCUGCACAUCUUUCUUCCAUCUUAUCUUUGUGUACUUUUAUCCUUGUCCAUAUUUUGAGUUUUGGUGAUGGGUGCGUCGUUCAAGAGGUUCUGUGUGCAAUUCUGCUGCUGCUGUUGCUGUGACGACGAUGAUGAGGAAGAAAAGAGACCUUUGAUCAGUAAUGAGACGUUAGAAUAUUUUGAACGUGAGGCCAAAAAGAAGAGAGACCAAGAGACCAACUUGUGGAACGAGCCGGGAGACACCUCCCACUCAGAGAGAGACGAUGACCGCAUCCUUUACAACCUACUGCAGUCCAGAGCCCAAACCCGCAGAGGGUCAACGGGCUACCGGCGUAUGAGCAUCGAUAUUCAGGCCAUGAGAGACGUCAGGAGAGAGGUGCGAGAUAAAUGGAAGAUGAUUUUAGAGAACCUGGGAUUCAUGGCAGAAGCAGAAUCUCUGUUGACCGUCUCCGCCAGCGCUUCAUAUGACCGCAUGAGAAACGCAGCGACCGCUCGGACUCUCCUCCAGACUCUCCACACUGAGACAUCAAUAUUCAACAGUAAAGAAUCUCCACCCGAGAGAUACCUCUUCAUACUGGAUCGGCUCAUUUAUCUGGACGUGGCUGAGGACUUCGUGGCCAAAGCCCGUCGCUUCUACCCUCCUAAAGAUGACGAUGACGACGAUGACAACGAAGAACAGACCAGUGCGAUUAAUCUUCCUCUUCUGCUGUCUCGUAUGAAUCAGAACAUAUCUGGAGGAGAGGAGGAUGAGAACACUGGACCAGAAGAAUAACUUUCAGAGUGCUGGUUGAGUUUAUGUCGUGUAAAGGGUCAUCUGGAGGGUUUUGGGGGUCAGUGGAUUAUCUGCCCUGAUGUUGACUCGGGUCUGGGUGAGAGAUGGUUUGUUGAAGGUGACUUCCACAGGUUAAAGCAAAUAUUACAGAAAUGCUUUGAUGGAAAAACAGGGGAAUUAUCACAACAUCGGAUGUCUUCUAUAACAGUAGGAUGGUAAGAGCAGAUGGGUUUGUUUAUAUGAAAGUGAUCAAUGAAAGUAUAAGCUGCAAAUAAAACUUAAGUAUCU